AUGAAUUUUAUUCUUCUAAUAUUGCUCUUAUCUAACUUAACAUACGCUGAAAAGUGCGUUAAAGACGUGGAUUGCAGCUCGUUAAGUCAUUGCGUUGAUAACAAGUGUGAACACAAGUCUUUAUAAUCAAAAUAUGGCACAUCAAAAAUAGGGUCUUGACAGAAAAUUUUUCUUUGGCUUCACCCAGCGAAUUUAUUCAAGCAUUAAAGCUCAGCUGUCCACAACACUGGAGAGCUAUCUAAGGGAGAUGGAAUUUCUGGAAGUGUGCCACCAAAGCAGGCAGCAGAGAUUGGGACAUCUAGCACUCCUGAUAGUUUUAGAAGGGGCUGCCGUCUUAAGAGAUAGAUAAGGCUGUGUCCCAGUCUUUAUUUCCUCUUGCAGGCAUCGAGUUUUUUGGGACUUUCAUGACAAUUUUAGUAAGUGCCCUUUCAAAUGCAGCUGGCAUUGGUGGAGGACCACUUAAUACGAUGACUUUCCAGUUCUUUUUCUUAUUUGACACUUUUGAUUCAAUACCCCUAUCACAGAUUGUCAUUUUUGGAGGUAGCUUGAUGUCAGUCGCGCUAAAAAUACCUUCAAGACACCCUACUAAGGAUCGCCCACUGAUAGAUUAUGAAUUAGUAGCUUAUUUGCUAACUCCGCUUUUGGCCGGGACUACAAUUGGUGUUAUUUUCCACUUAUCUUUCCCAGAUUGGCUUACAAUUUUACUUCUCAGUAUUCUUAUGAGCUAUUUAACAUAUCAAACGACUAAAAAAGGGGCGAGAUUAUUUCACCGAGAAACUAUCAUCAAAAACAGUUCUCACAGCAUCGCAAGAUUAAUCGAUGCUUUUCAAAACGACUUAAGAACACCACAUACAGACAAAACUGAUGUGCAGAUAGAAAGGGACCGAGGCAUUCUGGAAAAAAUUAUAGAAGAAGAAAACAAAUUGGUCCCUUUGCAUCCUGCCGUCACUAUUGCUAUGAUUUUAGGAGUUGUCAUGGUGGCUGCUUUUAUUAAAGGCGGAAAUGGCUUUGACUCUAUAUUAGGGCUUGCUCAAUGUGGGGCAGGGUAUUGGAUUUUUAUUUUCUUUUAUUUUGUGGGAUUGAUGAUGCUGACCUAUCAUAAUGGUAAAUAUAUUAUUGAAAAAACGGCCUUGAUGAUUAAUAUUGGGUAUAUUUUUGACCCAUCAGACGUCAAAUGAAAUAAAUAUAAAGCUAUAAAAAUAGGGGCUGUUACCUUUUUUGCUGGAGUUGCAUCAGGUGCUUUGGGUAUUGGAGGAGGGUCUAUUAUGAACCCUUUUUUGUUGUCCAUUGGAGUCAGGCCUGAGGUUUCUACAGCUUGCUCAACUUUUAUGGUGCUUUUUAGUUCCUCUGUUGGGGUUUUGCAGUUUAUGAUUGGAGGAGUUAUCAGUUACGACUAUGGGGCAUGAGUCUUCAUAUGGGCUGUGGUUGGGUCAGCCCUAGGGUAUUUCGUUAUUAAAAGAAUCAUUGAGAAGAUGAACAGACCUUCAAUCAUAGUUUUGUUGCUUGCAUUUAUGAUGAUUGCAAGCUUAGUAGGAAGCUUAGUCAUAGGAAUUUUCAAAAUUUCAAGUAAAAUAAGUGAUGGGACAAUGGAGUAUGGGUUUUCAAGUUUAUGCUAA
Blepharisma stoltei is the source of this 1616-nucleotide messenger RNA. The record is from the annotation of a GenBank genome assembly. Lineage: Eukaryota; Ciliophora; Heterotrichea; Heterotrichida; Blepharismidae.